GCUUGGCCGCUGCCCGGCCGCUGAGCCGGAGCAGUGACCCAGAAGCAGGGCAAGACCCAGCCGAUUGCAGUUUCCCGGGCGAAGCCCGCACCGGGAUUCUCAGGAUGCUGAACGUUCCUUCCCCGGCUUUCCCCGCCCCCGGCUCGCAGCAGCGUGCUGCCUCUGGGGGGCGCAAUAAGGUACCUUUAAAGCAAGGUAGAAGUCUUAUGGAUUGGAUUCGACUGACCAAAAGUGGAAAGGAUCUCACAGGAUUGAAAGGAAGAUUAAUAGAAGUAACUGAAGAGGAACUUAAAAAACACAACAAAAAAGAUGAUUGUUGGGUAUGCAUAAGAGGACUUGUUUAUAAUGUUAGUCCAUAUAUGGAAUAUCACCCAGGUGGAGAGGAUGAACUGAUGAGAGCAGCAGGCUCAGAUGGCACAGACCUUUUUGAUCAGGUACAUCGUUGGGUCAAUUAUGAAUCUAUGCUGAAGGAAUGUCUUGUUGGCAGAAUGGCUGUCAAGCCUGUUGUUAUUGCUAAAGAGAAUCAUGAGAAGAAACUUUUAAAUGGCAUACUUUUUAAAAGCCAAGUACCAGAUUUACCUGCCAAAGAAAUUUCUCCAAGCUAUGAUUGGUUCCAAACAGAAUCCUUAGUCACCAUUGUCAUAUAUACCAAACAGAAGGAUAUGGAUUCAGAGUCUGUAAUAGUUGACUGUCAAGAUGGUUGCUUUAGAGCAGAAAUUGUUAUCAAGGAUUAUUCUUAUCUUCUGCAUACUGAGUUGAGCCAUGAAAUUCAAGAGGACAUUACUGUGCGUGUUGCAGAAAAAACGGGUAAAGUAGAAAUUGUUCUGAAGAAAAAAGAUAAUGUUUCUUGGAAGUAUCUUGGACAUCCUCUGGAGAAUCAUAAUUCAUUUACUACACACAGAGAAACAGGGCUGUACUAUAGAAAGUGCCAGCUGAUCUCCAAAGUGGAUGUUACUCAUGAUACCAAACUUUACUGCUUAAUGCUGCCACCAGGUACUCAUCUUCAGGUGCCUAUUGGGCACCAUGUUUACCUCAAGCAAACUGUUACAGGUACAGAAAUAGUGAAACCGUAUACACCUAUAUUAGAGACCUUACAUUCAAAUUUAAAGGAAUCACUUCAUCCUAAUAACAAAUAUAUCUAUAUUAUGGUUAAAAUCUAUCACACUGGACUUUUCACGCCACAUUUUGAUUGUCUUCAAAUUGGAGAUUGUGUUUCUUUGAGUAAUCCUGAGGGCACCUUUAAAAAAUCUCAGCUCCAAGAUUUAGAAGAACUCUUCUUAGUGGCAGCUGGAACAGGCUUCACACCAAUGAUUAAAAUAUUGAAUUAUGCUUUGACAAAUAUAACCAAUCUCAGGAAAGUGAAGCUGAUGUUCUUCAAUAAGACAGAAAGAGAUAUCCUUUGGAGGAACCAAUUGGAGCAGCUAGCAGACGAGGAGAGAAGAUUUGAAGUUGAAUUUAUUCUCUCAGAGCCCACCUGUGAAUGGACAGGCAAACAGGGAAGAAUUUCAUUACCUCUUCUUUCGGAAUUUGUAAAAAGAAGCUUGGAAGACUCUAGAGUCCUUAUCUGCAUUUGUGGGCCAGCAUCAUUCACUGAACAAGGAACAAGGUUAUUGAAGGAUCUUAACUUUUCUCAAGAAGAGGUCUAUAGUUUUACUGCAUAUUGAAGAACUCCUGCAGGAUCUUGCCAAAUUUAUGUAGCUGUUUCUGAGUGCUUGGAUUUUUUUUUUUUUUAAAGAAAACCUUUUUUUAUACACAUGAUAAGAUGGUGACUACAAGGCCAGUCUUAGGGCUUCUUCAGUGAUAUGCAAUCAUUUUUGCAGUAACAUCAUUGGUCAGGCUUUAUCUUGGCAUCUCAACUGAUUUUACUAGUAUUGUUGGCUUUUCAUCUGGAUAAAGUUCAUCAUGGAGACAGUAUUUAUGGCUCUAGAUGAAAAAUGUUACAGAAUCACUUUUAAACGAUUCACUGUUCUACUGUAAGCCCCUCUUAUAAGUAUUUUAUGAUUCAUGAUGUGAUAAAUGGUCACUUUGAUCACAUUUCUAUGCUGUAAAAUGUCUUCUUAGCAAUACAGUCUAAAUUUUACAUUGCACUGUUAACUCAGGAAAUGAUCACUUAGGUUCUUGUUAUUAGUUUUAAACCAUGGAAUGUCAUGACUUAUUAAAUGAUACAAACAAGAUUUUUUUAAUGUAUGUGACAUUGAUACAAAGUAGAAUAAAAUUAUAUGUAGAUAUUUUUAAAAUUCUUGUUGGAAAUGUGAUGAAUGUAGCAAGGCUGGACCACCAGCUCUAAAAUCCAAUGUCCCUCUCUGUAUAACUUUAGAUCUAGAAGGAAAUAGAAAUCAUCAGAUCCAAACUUUAUUUUAUAGAUGAGGAAACACAGAUCCAGAGAAAGUAAAAGUAAAUAAUUUUCCCAAGGUCAUAAAGCUAGUUAGUAUACGGUGGCUGGGACUUAGAAAACAGGUGUCACAAACUCCAGAUGAAUGCUGUAGCAUUAAGAAGAAUUCAGGGAGAGAAAGAACUAUUUUGAAUUUUGGGUAAACCUUUGUGAAAAUGCUUGGUUGUAUGAUAGGAAAAAUAACUCAAGAUAAAUGAUAGUAUAAGAAAAGGUGUCACUUUAACCAAAAUCAAAUGAAAAACUCUAUUAAAUCAGCACAGAGAAUAUAAGGGAUCAGCCAGGAAAAAAAAGGAAAACAUUUGAAAGGUUGUUCAUUGGGAGAAUAGACAAGACUGAAAGGAGAUGGAGGGAGAGAAAAAGAAAUGUGGAUUAGAAGUGAGUUAAAUUCUAAUACUUUAUUUUGAGACUGUUUGGCUGUCUGGUUUUAUAAACAACAUUGUGUAACUACUUUGUUCUUUGCUAGUCAUUCUUCUCUCUACCUCAUAGUGGGGAAAUUCCUGAGUGGGUAUGUUGAUAGUUUAUUCUUCCUCUUAACCAGAUCUUUAUCUGCUUCCAUGGGAGGCAUGUAGAAAAGUGCUGGCAAGGUAGCUAAAAUGAAGUUCACAUGGAUGCAUGGUUUUAUUUAAUGCUGAGUAAAGAGGUCAAAUAGCCAAAGUGAUUUGGAAUUUUUUCAGGUUAACUUGUUAUAAUAGCAUCAUGCUGGAUAUUGUUUUCAUAUAUCUAAGAUAAAAUAAAGUCCAAAUUUAUUUUACAAAAUUUUGUAACCAGAUAAGUGAUCCUGUGGCCUAGGAUUAUACCUUAUCCUCCAAAUCCUCAUUGAUAUACCCUAAAUUGAGGAGGAAUGGAAAUGAAUGAAAUCCUGAAUUUUAUUACUGUAUCUCCCUCUAAACUAACUGUAUGAUGUGUGACUCAAACUUCCUCAAACAUUGUUUUUCCUCAUCUAUAAAAUCAGUUUAUUUUAAGGCCUCUUCUAGCUCUAAACUUUUAAGUUCAAAUCUUCUAAAGCCCUUAGAAGUAUUUUGCAGUUCAGAAUGUGCAGAAAGCUUUUCCUCUACCUCUUUGUGCCGCUCUAACUAAAGUGAUUUCCCCUAUUUAAGCACUUAAAUUAACACCAGCAGUAAAAUAAAGAGUUUCUUUUUUUUUUGUAUUUUCUCUGUAUUAGGACUGGAAUAAUAGAACGUUUUUCCAGUUUUCAUCCCACAUGUUUUUUUUUUUACUUGUAUAUUGGAUUAUGUGGGCUAGCUUUGGAACCUAAUCACUUCAUUUGUGACUUUUGUGCAACUUGUAACAUUGACAUCCCAUCCAAUAUAUCUUUUGACUUCCAUGAUACGAAUCUCUCUUUGUUCUCCUCCUAUCUGCCUCUUCUUAGACUCCUUUGAGGCUUUUCUUCCCAGGCCCUAAGUAUGGGUGUCCCUGAUGGCUUUAUCCUUCUAACUUUUCUCUUUUUAUUCCCUCCUUUGCUUGUCUCAUAUACUACUAUAGCUCCAGUCACAGAUGACUCAUAAGUCCCAAUCCCUCCCUUGCUGGACAUCAUCUGGCUUUCUCACAGAUAGUGUAAAAUUUCCAUGAAUUGGGAAGCAGACAGGUCAGUGGAUUGUUCAGUGGGCCUGGAAUCAGGAGAUCUGAGUUCAUAUCCAGCCUUCAGAAAUUUUUGUAGCUAAGGGGACAUUGGCAAAUCCCUUUGUUUGCCUCAUUUUCCUUAAUAGUUAAAUGGGGAUAAUAAUAAUACCUGUCCACCUACCUCCCAACGUUAUUACUCCCUCCUCCAUCCUAAACCCAGCUACAUCUAACAUCAAUAUUUCUGUUGAUGGUACCAUCCUCUCAGUCACCAAAUCUGAGAGCCUUCUUUCAUUCACCUUUUCUGUCAUCUCCCAUAUUGUCAGUUAUUAAAUCCUAUUAAUUGCACCAUAUUAAUAGCUGUUUUCUAGGUUUCUUAUCAGCCUCACACUGCCACUGCUUUAGCUCAGGUUUUCAUCAUUUUUUGUAUACUGUUAAGAGCUCUAAGUGGGUGGGUGCCCAAAUAUCUUUAAUAUAUAGUUCUCUGAGUAUGUCACAUCACAAACAUGAUAAGGAUGUAGAUUUCAUUGAUGGAGGGAGUUUUUCCACAGCCUAUUUAUAACUUAGUUUUAAGGAGCUCAAAGAGAUUGAGUUGCCCUUGGCUAGUCAGUGCUCGAGGCAAGAUUUGAACCAGAAGAUCUUGGUGCCUCUAAGUCCUAGCUUCCCUUCUAUGCCAUAUCUCAGUCAUGUCAUUCCCCUUCUCAGAAACCUUAAGUGUCUCCCUCUUUCCUUCUCAGUAAAGUACAAAUUCUCAAGCCUGGCUUUUAAGGGCCUUGUACUAUCUUCAGAGUGCUUUUCUAGCCUUCACUUUUUUUCCUCUUAUAUAAUCUCUCUUCCAGGUAAACUAGAUAUUCCAUGAUAUAAUCCUAGAUACUCCUUGACUUUUAAAUGCACAUUCUCUCAUCCCUGCAUUCAUACUGAUUAUGCCUCAUUCCUAAGACACAUUACCUCUUCAAUUCUGACUCUUGAAAUUAUGCUUUUCCAGGUAUGGUCCCAGGUGCCAGCUCUUCCAUGAAACCAUGAAACAAAACUUUCCAGUUAGAAGGAAUUUCUCCCUUCUCAGAUUUUUUUCAUAAAGUUUUCUUCUUCCCCUUUCCCUCAUCAUUUUCUGACUGUUUAUACACUUAUUUAUAUACAGAUCACAUUCCCUCAUUAGAUUGUAAACCCCUUGAGGGCAGGACAGUUUUAAAAAUUUUCUGUAGCACAGUGCCUAGUAUAUAGUAGGUGCUUAAUAAAUGUUGGUUAAUAUAAAUUUGAAUUUCAGCAUUAUUUCCACACAUAUACACAUACCCCUAUCCCCUGCACAAACUUUGACACACUUUGUGGAACUUUACAACAUUUGAAAAAGUAAAAAGAAAUAAUAUUUCCACAGUGUAAUGGAAAUGUUUUAUAUGAAAACAAAUAACUCUUGAAGUUCCUUAUGUUUACUGAAAUAUAUUUCUUUGGUAAUUUUCGUCAGAUUUAGUCAGAAAGGAAAAUGCCUAAUUUUGAGGAGGAUUUGUUUCCAUAAACUAAAAUAUUGCAGUGGUCACAGAUGAGAUCACCAAGAAUAAUAGAGCUAAAGAAACAACACAGAAUAUUGUGUGCAUAGAGCUGGCCUUUAAUUCUGGAAGAGUUGGAUUUAUGGAAGAAGUUUUUAACCUGGGGAACACAUACUCCAAAGGGAUCCAUUUAUAGACUUAAAGGGAUUCAUAAAUUUGGAUAAGAAACAAAAAUUUUUUUUAAACUUACAAUGGAAACUUCAUUGGUUUCUUUUGUAAUCCUAUGUAUUUUAUGCAUGGAAAAUCAUUUUGAGAAUGGGUUUUUAGUUUUCACCCAACUGCCAAAAGAAUUCAUGACCAAAAAAAGUUAAGAAUUUUUUGUUUAAGAGGUUCUUAAUUUUAACUUAUUUAAUAAGGUUCUUGUAUUUAAUGAUUCAGGCUGUGUAGUCAUGGACAAGUCAUUUAUCUUUGAGUGCUCCAGCAUCUUUAGGAAUCUGAUUUUUUAAGUUACCAGUGGAGGGAGAUUCUGCUCAGGAAUUCCCUCCACUAAUGAAGUCCGAAAUCUGGGAACAAAAAAAGUGGUGGAGAUGGUUAUUGAAAGGUCAGUGUGUAUUGUAUGGAUGCUUCCGGAUCAUUCUGCGUUGGAGAAGGGCUGGAGAGAUACCACACAGUAAGGAGAUAUCCAACCUCUGCAACCUAUCAAGUACAAUUAUAAAAUGACAAACAUGUCCCUAUAGAGGGCCUAAAGAGCAAUUUAUUUGCCCAGCAAAGCCCUCCAGAGAAAUCGAGUAGUUCAAUUCUGCUUUGAAUCUUCAAAAUAUUUAUUUCACAUGAUAGUUCUAAAUAUGACAGCUUACCCAAAUGUCAUAUGGUUAUGUUCAAUAUCCUUGCUUUUCUUUAGAAAUCAAAGAAUUGUCCCUAUUAUUAAAUUGCUCCUUUGAAUUCUAAUCUUUAUACAUCUUUCUGGCAAUUGGAUGUGAAUUUCCCCAACUUACUGAAGCGAAUUUUACACAAUAGAACUAGUAAGGAGUCUUCCCUGCCUUCUUAAUCAAGUUGUUGAUCACAGUACUGUGAAAUACACAGUAUUUCCUGAUCCAUAUUGUUUUAAUAGACUGAUUGUAAAGCAGUCAUAGAGCAAGGAAAUGAACCCUUGGGAAGAUUCAUUUCCCUCUGGAGACCAAUGUUCAAAUCUCAAUUGGGUUGCCAAUGCAAAUGAGAGUUUUAAAAAUUUAUUCUUGGUGGUGGAUUUCUGCUCCCACUUUCUUCCUGUUCCUCCAUCGUUUACCUGUGCUUCAAUUAUUGUUUGAUUUCUUGGCGUUAGAAAACGUUAGAAGAGGCUGCCAGAUAACAGAAAUUAACUUAAAAUGGUUUACCAGUCACAGGUCUGCACUACAAAUUCAAUUUGAGUUUUUUUUUUUUUUUUAAGACUAUUGUUGACUCUACAUUGUUUUCUAAUAGACUUUUGCCAGUAUUGCUUUAAAGUGUUCUGUUUAUCUGUCUGAGCAAAUAAAACUCAGAUAGGCUGGGCUUAUUUUCUUUGGAUAUAUGUAAUUCUUUAAACCCUUGGCUGUACUUUCCAGUUGACAAAUGAAAAUAUUCUGCCAGCAAACUUUUAUGAGAGAGAAGAGAGACUGAAGAUUGGGGAUGGGAAAGGGGAAGGGAGAGAGAAACAAACAGGUACAGAGAAUGAGGUAGUGUUUUUAUUACAAAAUGCCAGGGUAAUUCAAAAAGAAAUUUUAUGAAGUAUUUUAACCACCUGAUCUUAAAAAUGAUUUGUACAGAUAAAAUAAAUUUGUAAAUAAAAAUUAUAUAAUUCACAUAAAUACCAUAAACAUGUAAAUUAAAAUUACAUGAUGUAGUAUUUUUCAUUUUGUAGCUUUUCAAACAAAACAAAGGGCUAAACAUUUUUCUUUAAAAAUUUUUUUCUUGUAACAUUUUUUUAAAAAAUGAGUUCUAAAUUCUUUCUUUUCUUCCUGUUCCUCACUCACCUACUGAGAAGGCAAGUAAUAUGAUAUCCAGGAGACUUGAAAGCAUGCAAAAUGUAUUUCCAAUUUAGCCAUGCCACACAAAAAAUAAAUAAAAAGCAAUAAGCAAAGUGAGGGGGGGAAAAAGUAUGUUUCAAUCUGAACUUUGAAUUCAUUAGUUUUCUCUCUGGAGGUUGAUAGCAUUUUUCAUCAAGGGUCCUUUGGAAUUAUCUUGGAUCAUUUUAUUGAUCAGAGUAAUUAAGUCUUUCACAGUUGAUCAUUACAGUACUGCUAGUAUCAAGUACAAUGUUCUGGUUGUUCUUAUUUCACUUUGCAUCGCUUCAUAGAAGUCUUUCAGAGUUUUCAUCCUGCUCAUUAUUUCUAAUGGCACAAUAGUGGUUUGUCCCAAUCAUAUAUCACAUCAUGUUCAGCCAUUUUCUUACUAAUAAGCAUUCCUUCAAUUUCCAAUUUUUUGCUACCACAAAAAACUGCACACAGUUUUAUAGCUCUUUGGUCAUAGUUCCAAAUUGUUCUUCAGAAUGGUUCACAACUCAACCAUCAGUUUGUACCUAUUUUCCCACAUCCCCUCCAGCAUUUGUCAUCUUGCUUUUCUGUCGUGUGAGCCAAUAUGAUGGUGUGAGGUUAUAUUGUACUUCAAAAUUGCUUUCUAAAUAUAUAUUUCAUUUAGCAUAUAAUUAUUACAAAUUAUUACAAAUAUUUAAGCAACUACUUUUUUAUAUAAACAAAUUUAUUGUCUCAAACCUUUUGCUGUUAGUCAAGGAAGAGAAAGUCAGAUGCCCUGUUUUUAUAUGUGCUGCUCUCCUCAUCAGUUUCAGCAAGGUUAGCCUUUUUUUUUUUUAAUGAAAACAUUUCCCCUAUUUAAAAGUCUUAUCAAAGUCAAAUUGCCUUAGAGAGUGCCAAUGUUAGGAGGGCAGCCAUUUGAAAAGGAAACCUGCUGCCCACCUCUCCCCACCUCCAAGUCUCUUCAAUACCACUCUGCAGGGUUGUCAUGCAGGCCUAAUCAAAGAGCACACCAUUAAUAAGAUAAAUGUGCUCUAAGUGAUGCACAGUGCAAGGUAACACCCCUGGUAUGGUGGAAUAAACUCCAAUCAUUCAUACUAUCCAGCAGAGAAAAAUGGCAUGAUGAAUAGCAUCUAAUGCAUGUGAGAAUAGAAAUGGCAGGUUAUAGGUGAAGAGGAAAAUAAAAAAGGUAAUUGCCGAGAUAAUUUUCCUGUCUGUGACUUGUAAAUUUGAACUAUACUAUGCAACUUAUCUUAAAUGGAAAACCAAAAAUAUUUUUUUUAUAUAGAAUAUUUUUGAAAGUAGUUCUUAAAAGUUAUUUUUAGCAUCAUGUUCAGUCAUUCAAAUAACUUCUCUUUGCUGGUGACUUUUUUCCUCCUUUCCUGUCUCUUCCAUCACAUUAUUGAAAAAGAUUGUUAGCUUUUACCAUCAGGGAGUACUAUUGCAUUUGCUAUCUGUGAUCCAAAUAAUAUUUGUGAAGGAGUUAAUUUUCUGAAAAUGUUUAAGAAAAAAGCACCAUUUCCAAAAAGUGAUGGACUUAAGGUAUAAAUAAUAAUGGGGGGAAAAAUUGAUCUACUCUGAAUAUUUUUAGAAAAAAAAAUAGAAAACCCACCCCCCCAUAGUGGUAACCCCAUUUUGAAAGGUUACUUAAGUUGAUGUUUUGGGCAGAAAUCCUUUUUUUAAGGCCUAAAGGAAGAAUCCCAGCAUCUUGAAUAGAUGCUUUGUGGAAGAACAUGGACAAAAACCACAAAGAAUAGUUUGCAGUCUGCAUCAGUUGAGGGAAUAUCUACACUCAUAUUCUAGAUCCAUUGAAGUAAAUUCAACAUUUAUAUGAACAAUAACAAAUUCUAUAAUCCCUUAAAUCCAUUUACGAAUUUUUAAAGUACUAUUGAUAUUGCUUGUUUAUGUUAUAGUAAUUUCAAGAUGGCACAGUGGAUAGAAUAUUGGGCUGGGAGUCAAGAAGAUCUUAAUUCAGAUUUGACCUCAGAUACUUACUAGUGUCUGAUCUUUUUUUUUGCCUCAAUUUCCUCAUGUAAAAUGGGAAUAAUAAUAGCACCUACCUUCCAGGGAUGUUGUGAAGAUGAAAUGUGAUAAUUAUAAACCUCCUAGCUCAAUGCUACUUAGUGCUAUAUAAGUACAGUUAUUAUUAAUAGAUACCUUCCUCUCUUCAUCCAUCUAUUCAGUGAGUGUUCUAAGGGUAACAAAAAUAGUUAAAUAAAACCAACUUACCAUCAGGUCAAUUUAGCUAUGUAGUGUACAUAUAUCCUUAUAGUGCACUGGAGUUCCAACCUCCCCUAACUCUAGGCAUUCUAUAGGCAUCAAACAGAUUCAGAAGGGAACAUGUCAGAUGUUCCACAUUUACAAAAGGACGUUAAUUCUCCUAUGCCUGUUUUCUAAAACCUGGAUCCCUCUUUAAUCAUCAGUACAGAAUAUUAGCAGUCAUCAUAGACUUCCAACACAAAUUGCCAGUAUUUGCCGCCUCUCAGAAGGUUCCAUUGAAAGAUCUGAUAUUAGAUAUGACCUUUUACAAUCUCAGAAUAUUGAGAGGCAUGUUGCAAGUUUGGGAGGGGUAACAAUUCAUAUCAAAAGAUGAAUUGGCAGUUUUCAAAUGAAAUUAGAACCAUCUAUAGUCAUAUGAAAAAAUGCUCUAAAUCACUAUUAAUUAGAGAAAUGCAAAUAAAAAUAAUUCUGAAGUACUACCUCACAUCCAUCAGAUUAGCUAAUAUGAUAGAAAAGGAAAAUAAUAAAUGUUGGAGAAGAUGUGGGGAACACUAAAGCAUUGGUAGAGUUGUGAACUGAUACCACCAUUCUGGAAAUAAAUUUGAAACUCUGCCCAAAGGGCUAUAAAACUGUGUAUAUACUUUUACCAGGAAUGCCUUACUAGGUCUGUAUCCCAAAGAGAUCAUUAAAAUAGAACAGGAUCCACAUGUACAAAAACGUUUAUAGUAAUUAUUUUUGUGGUGGCAAAGAAUUGAACAUCGAGAUGCUUGCUAUCCAUUAGUUGGGGAAUGGGUGAACCAAUUGUGGUGUAUGAAUGUAAUGGAAUCCUAUUGUUCUAUAAGAAAUAAUGAGCAAGUUGAUUUCAGAAAAACUGGGCUUACAUAAGCUCAUGAACUGAUGCUGAGUAAAGUCAGCAGGACCAGGAGAACAUUGUACACAGAAACAACAACAUCGUGUAGGUGAUCGACUAUGAUGGACUAAUGAGCUAAGAUAAUUCUAAAAGAUUUAUAAUGGAAAAUGCUAUUUACAUCCACAGAAAAAGAACUAUGAAAUCUGAUUGCAGAUUGACACAUACUCUUCACUUUGGGUGUUUUUCUUUUUCUUGAUUUUUUCUUUUUAUUCUGACUCUUCUUUCACAACAUGACUAAUGUGGAAAUAUGCUUAAUAUGAUUGUAUAUGUAUCAGAUUGAUUGUCAUCUUGGGAAGGGUUAAGGGGAAGAAGAAAAAUGGAAAUCAAAAUCUUAUAAAAGUAAAUGUCAAAAAUUAAUAAAUUUUUUAAAAGA
Messenger RNA from Antechinus flavipes (yellow-footed antechinus), 10918 nucleotides. Its product is annotated as cytochrome b5 reductase 4. Gene Ontology annotation, molecular function: oxidoreductase activity; heme binding. Gene Ontology annotation, cellular component: endoplasmic reticulum. Gene Ontology annotation, biological process: superoxide metabolic process; generation of precursor metabolites and energy. NCBI's taxonomy places the organism in Eukaryota, Metazoa, Chordata, Mammalia, Dasyuromorphia, Dasyuridae. Bases 105 to 1664 code for a protein of 519 amino acids. The transcript has 16 exons. The record is from RefSeq and is a predicted model, not a curated record.